Stegastes partitus (bicolor damselfish) is the source of this 2445-nucleotide messenger RNA. RefSeq names its product nestin-like. NCBI's taxonomy places the organism in Eukaryota, Metazoa, Chordata, Actinopteri, Pomacentridae. The record is from RefSeq and is a predicted model, not a curated record. Gene Ontology annotation, biological process: protein ubiquitination; replication fork processing. The transcript has 10 exons. Gene Ontology annotation, cellular component: nucleus; site of DNA damage. Gene Ontology annotation, molecular function: ubiquitin protein ligase activity. Bases 1 to 2445 code for a protein of 814 amino acids.
AUGGAGGAGCCAGCAGUGCAGAAGGAAAAAAUAGAAAUAUGGGAGAGAGGGCAUGAUGGUGGGAAGACAGACUGGAAGAAUGAGUGCUCGCUCUCUUCCCUCCUUAAACAUUCUUGUCUUCUUUGCUGGUCAUCUCCCAGGGACACCGAUGUCGUGGAAACAGAUGACAGAGUCCUCGCCAAGGUAGCCGAGAUCAGAGAGCUAGAAAAUGCAGUGGCAGUGGAGAACCUGGAACUUCAGGAACAACAGUCAGACCGCAAGGAGCUGGAGGAGACCCUGGUUAAAUUAGAAGAACACAAAGAUAAGCUUGCACAGCAAAUAAAGGACACCAGACAACUCUGCUAUGAAGAAAGUCAACAGAUUCUAUCUCUGCAGGCAGAGGAGGUGCAGAAGGAGAGCCAGGUGGAGGAGUAUGAGAGGGAGCUUGCCAGAGCCAGGUGGAGGCUGCGGAAGCUUAGAGAGGAGGUGAAACAAGCCAAGAGGAAGGUGGACGAGGCUGGGGAAAGGAACACUCCUCUGCAAGACUCCAUCAGACAGUCCUAUGAAGAGAUCCUGCAGGAGGAACACACUCUGUGCUCUCUGUCAGGAGGUGCAGUUACUCCAGAAAGCCAGCUAGAGGAGUCAACAUCCCCUGCAGACACCACUGAAGAUGAUCCGCUUCCCAUGAGGCCAUGGGGAAGGAGCCAGUCACUGCCCGCCUAUGCUGACCUGAUAAUGGGAGUUACUGGCUCGCCCUUCUGCAAUAAUCUAGCAGGUACAAGGGAAGACGACAGUGGGACCAGCUCACCAAAGAUGGACAGAUCUGACAUAGAGGAUGACCCAGAGGAAGGAGAGCUCAACAAUGAAGAGAACAAAGAAAGAGAGCAGGAAGAGUCCAUUGUUAACCCAAAACGUCUCAGCCAACUGGACUUUUACCAAGCUGACCCCUUCGCCCACUGUCAGAGUGACCAUGACCUCUUCAAUAAAGACCUAUUUCCUAUAAUGCACUCAUCUGAUGGAUUUACUUCAGACCCUUUCAAAGGCAGUGACCCGUUUGCAGCCGAUAAUUUGUUUCCAGAACCGAAUGCUGGCACUGAUGACGGGAUGGGAAAUAUCGGCGAUGAGGCAGACACUAGUCUGUCCUGUGCUGAAAACAAAGCCUCUACAGGAACUCAGUGCUUUGAAUCAGAAUUCCCAGAUGAAGAUAGCGACAUAGAGAUAAGCUACAGCCGAGAGGACCUAGAUGCUGUGGCAGAUGAUUCCCGUGGAUUUAAACCCAUUCAGAGCUCAUCAGAAGAGCUGGGGCCUGAGCCGAUCCAGGGCUGGAGGUCCCAGGGUCAGUUUUCUGUAGAAUCAGAUCCAAAUGGGUAUGAACUGGAUCUUGGUGCUGUCUCUCCACCCUCUGACAUAGAAGAGCACAGUCUGGGAUCUCUAGCUGGGGAGAUUACCUGUGAGACAACAGGAGGACUAGAACAAGGUCUGUGUUCUGGUACAGCUGAGGCUGUCACAAAGAAUUGUGGACCUGUCCUUGUAGAACCAGAUUGGAAAAGUAACAUGGAGCAAACUCUGUUCUGUAAUAUAACUUCCUCUCAGGCAACAGAAUGGGUUAGCAACAGUGACGAGGAACCCCGAAAUCCUGCAACUCCCCAAAACUCGCUGGAUUCCGUGAACCCUCUUGUUCAGCCUGACUUGGAGCAGAACAGCUUUGAGUUAAACUAUGAACCAACCAGUCAGUCUUCCUUCGAUCCAUAUGGGUUCAAACUCAGUCCAGAGCAUUCUAGUCACACUCUCUUGGACCCUGAUGAAGCUGAAUUAAGCCCAGAACCUGCUGAAAAUGAGCUGGCAUUUGAUCCAGAGCCUUCCUCUUCUCAACCAGACCAACUGAACUUCGAUGCCUAUAGGUUUGAUAUCACUUCCUCCCAGAUGGUACGGGACUCUGACCCUUAUGGCUUUAAGCUCAGCCCUGAAGAAGAGAACCAGGAGGUAUUGGACCUCUGUGGUCACGAUAACCAGGAGGCAAUGGACCUUUGCACCUAUGACAACAAUGAGCAAAUAAAACUCUCUAACUAUAGCAACCAGGGCGUAGUGAAACCUCAUAAAUGUGAAAACCAAGAAGUGCUUGAACAUUGUAGCCACAUUAACCAGGAAUUGCUGGACUUGUGUAACAAUGGAAACCAAGAAGUGCUGGAACCAUCUAGUCUUGACAACAGGGAGUUGGUUAUCCAUGAAAACCAGGAACUCCUGGAUCUCUGUAGUCAUGACAACCAAGAGGUGGUAGAACCCUAUUCCAAUAUCAGCAGUGAGGAACGACUUGAACCUCGUGACUACGAUAACCAAGAAGUGCUGGAACCUUGUAGCCAUGGCAAUCAGGAACUGCUGGACUUCUCCCAUCCUGAAAAUCAGGAAGUGGCCAAAACACACAGGAACUCCAGGAUCUUCGUAGCCAUGAAAAUCAGGAAUUGCUAG